AGACAAGUAAUAGUACGAUUCUUUUGAUCUGCACACCGCCACCCGAUUUUGGCUCGGAUUAAGUCCGAAAAAUGGCAGACGUAGAAACUGUUGUUGGUGAAGAAGUUACAUGUGCAUCCUUAUUGGAGAGCUUGCAGGAAAUCUGGGAUGAAGUAGGCGAGACCAACGAGGAACGGGACAAAGUACUCCUUCGAUUGGACCGAGAUUGCUUGGAUGUAUACAAGAGAGAAUUUGACCAGGCUGUGAAAUCUAGGGCUCACCUUCUUCACACUUUGGCAGAUGCUAAGGACAAACUCACCAAUCUCCUAUCACUCCUCGGAGAGAAAACCUGCGUUGGGAUCAUUGUUCUUCCUCAGCCUGAGAUUACAUCGGGAACGAUCAAAGAACAGCUUGAAGCUAUAGCUCCGGCUUUGGAAAGACUUUCGAAGCUCAGGGAUGACACGAUAAAAGAAUUCUACCAUGUUCGAGUGGAGGAAGAUCCACCCCCUUCGCCUCAAGGAAAGGGCGUUUCUAACACUCCGUGUGAAGGCAAGAAGAACUAUUCGCUGGAGGAGACGAAAUUAUUGGCACGCAUCUAUGCCAACAUCUUUGAAGACCCGUUGGUUGGAAGCAUGCCAAAGAGCCAGGUUUCAUGGGGAAAGAUCGCGGAAAAUUACAACGGUAUGAAGCCAGAAUGGGCACUAGAGCGAGAUGGCAGCGGUCUCCGCCGUCACUGGGGCAGGGUGCAGGAAGACCUCUCUAAAUUCACGGACCACGUCACCAAUUUGCACAAGGCACGGCCGAGUGGCACAAGCUGGGAUGAUGUUCGAAAGGGGGCUUUAAGGGCUUUUUAUAAAGAGACGAAAAAGCAAUUCAAGUACGAGGACGUGUGGAAAAUCGUUCAGAGAGACCUCAAGUUAUUCGGAGAUGCUUCAUCUGAUUCAAAAAGAAAGAAGCUCUCUACCUCCGGCAGAUGCUCAACAAGCGGGAACGCUUGUACUGAUCCCAUCGAUUUGGAUUCGAGGAGGACAAGGGAGAGUUUGCACGUAGAGUUGGCACCGUGUGGGAGUCGUCCCAUGAGUCACAGAGCGGCAAAGAGGAAGACGAAUGAAAAGGCGAGCAGUGCUGAGGAGAAGUUUCUUGUCUUGUCCGAAAAAAUGGGUUCGGUCGGAGAAGCAAUUAUGAUCAAGUCGUAUUUAAAAGCACUUGAAAAAGACACAUCGAGGAUGAGCGAUACCAAAAGGCUACAACAUGAAGCUGCAGUCAAGUUACUUGCGUGCAAACUUGGAUUGGUGUAAAUUUUUAUUUUGAAUGAAGUAAUUUUAGGACUUUAAAUUAUAUUAUUUCCUGCAUUUAAAUUA
Salvia splendens (bonfire salvia) is the source of this 1340-nucleotide messenger RNA. RefSeq lists its product as uncharacterized. Gene Ontology annotation, cellular component: cytoplasm; spindle. Lineage: Eukaryota; Viridiplantae; Streptophyta; Magnoliopsida; Lamiales; Lamiaceae. The record is from RefSeq and is a predicted model, not a curated record. The transcript has 4 exons. The coding region runs from base 72 to 1277 and encodes 401 amino acids. Gene Ontology annotation, molecular function: microtubule binding. Gene Ontology annotation, biological process: microtubule cytoskeleton organization; cytokinesis by cell plate formation.